Closterium sp. NIES-67 is the source of this 900-nucleotide messenger RNA. The record is from the annotation of a GenBank genome assembly. Lineage: Eukaryota; Viridiplantae; Streptophyta; Zygnematophyceae; Desmidiales; Closteriaceae.
CCCGGAUGACUUGUCGAUAAUUCAGAAACACGCCGACAUUUUUCCAGACGACCUACCAGCGGGUUUGCCACCGGAGCGAGACCAUUACCACAAAAUCGAGCUGGAGCCCGGCGCGCAACCUACUGUUCGGACCCAAUGGCCGCUGACUCAGCCUGAGCUGGAUGAACUUCGACGCCAGCUGGACUACCUGCUCGAGAAGGGUUUCGUUCGCCCCAGCACAUCCUUGUUUGUAGCUCCGAUCCUAUUCACCCCGAAGAAAUAUGGCGGUCUACGAAUGUGUAUUGACUACCGUGCCUUGAAUCGGGUUACCAUCAAGUCUCGUUAUCCUAUCCUGCGUGCCAACGAACUCAUCGACCAACUUCGCGGAGCCAAAUUCUUCUUGAAAAUUGACCUGCGAGGCAGUUACCACCAGAUCCUCGUGAACGAAGCUGACGUCUACAAGACAGCAUUUCGGACUCGGUACGGGAGCUACGAGUACAAGGCUAUGCCUUUUGGCUUAACAAACGCGCCUUCAACAUUCGAGUUCAACAUGAAUGAAGUUUUUCGACCGCUGCUGGAUAAAUGCGUCAUCGUGUACCUCGACGACAUACUGGUCUAUAGCACUACCCGGGAGCAGCAUCUGAAGGAUUUGGAAGCCGUUUUCUCUCAAUUGCAGCAGCAGCGACUCAUCACCAAGGGCUCUAAGUGCGAGUUUCUAAAACACGAACUGGAGUUUUUGGGCCACAUCGUGGAAGAACCAGGCUCGAAGCCGACCUUACGAGCACCAUAUCGGCUCAGCCCCACGGAGCUAGCUGACUUGAAGAAACAGAUCGAGUAUCUCCUCGCAAAAGGACUCAUCCGACCAUCCACUUCGCCAUACGGUGCCCCUUAAUCUUCACACUGAAACCAGACGGAAGCAUG